Echinops telfairi (small Madagascar hedgehog) is the source of this 1522-nucleotide messenger RNA. It is a transcript of the gene NMNAT2, whose product is annotated as nicotinamide nucleotide adenylyltransferase 2. Gene Ontology annotation, cellular component: Golgi apparatus. Lineage: Eukaryota; Metazoa; Chordata; Mammalia; Afrosoricida; Tenrecidae. Bases 151 to 1074 code for a protein of 307 amino acids. Gene Ontology annotation, molecular function: nicotinate-nucleotide adenylyltransferase activity; nicotinamide-nucleotide adenylyltransferase activity. The record is from RefSeq and is a predicted model, not a curated record. The transcript has 12 exons. Gene Ontology annotation, biological process: NAD+ biosynthetic process.
CAGAGAGGGAGUUCAUAGCAUGAUUUCAAUGUUCCUGAGUCUGGACUUGGGCACCACGUCUUGCAUUCAGGAAAAGAGACAGGGGCCAGACAUAGCGAGACACAAAAAGGGAAGCGACCCCUCGACCCGCGCGAGGGGCCCACACGCACGAUGACCGAGACCACCAAGACCCACGUUAUCUUGCUGGCCUGCGGCAGCUUCAAUCCCAUCACCAAAGGGCACAUUCAGAUGUUCGAAAGAGCCAGGGAUUUUCUGCACAAGACUGGCAGGUUUAUUGUGAUCGGCGGGAUUGUCUCUCCGGUCCACGAUUCCUACGGAAAACAGGGCCUUGUGUCAAGCCGGCAUCGUCUCAUCAUGUGUCAGCUGGCAGUCCAGAAUUCCGACUGGAUCAGGGUAGACCCAUGGGAGUGCUAUCAGGACACCUGGCAGACGACCUGCAGCGUGUUGGAGCAUCAUCGGGACCUCAUGAAGCGAGUGACUGGCUGCAUCCUCUCCAAUGUCAACACACCUUCCAUGACGCCUGUGAUUGGACAGCCCCAGCACGAGAACCCCCAGCCCAUUUACCAGAACAGCAACGUGCCCGCCAAGCCCACUGCAGCCAAGAUCUUGGGGAAAGUGGGCGAGAGCCUCAGCCGGAUCUGCUGUGUCCGCCCGCCGGUGGAGCGCUUCACCUUCGUGGAUGAGAACGCCAACCUGGGCACAGUGAUGCGGUACGAGGAGAUCGAGCUGCGGAUCUUGCUGCUGUGUGGCAGCGACCUGCUGGAGUCCUUCUGUAUCCCGGGGCUCUGGAACGAGGCAGACAUGGAGGUGAUUGUUGGGGACUUUGGGAUCGUGGUGGUGCCCCGAGAAGCAGCUGACACAGACCAAAUCAUGAACCAUUCCUCAAUCCUCCGCAAAUACAAAAACAACAUCAUGGUGGUGAAGGAUGACAUCAACCAUCCCAUGUCUGUUGUCAGUUCAACCAAGAGCAGGCUGGCCCUGCAGCAUGGGGAUGGUCAUGUUGUGGAUUACCUGUCUCAGCCCGUCAUCGACUACAUCCUCAAGAGCCAGCUGUACAUCAGCACCUCUGGCUAGCAGCUGCCGAACCCUCCGCCCCACUCUCCCCACGCCCUUCAGUCUGUCAGCCUGUUUCUCUCCUGCCUCUCUGUUUCUCCAACUCUUCAUCCUGACUCUUCUCCCCACUUGCUGACUUACCCUCCACAGUGUGGGGGGCCUGCAGAGAACCGCGGCAUACUCGAGCCCACAGUCAUCUUUGGACAAACUUUCCUCUAGUCUCUGGGUUCCGGUGGGUGAGGGAAUACAGGUGGGGGGGCCUUGGGGAAAGUACAGUCCUUGGAGAUGUACCGGUGUCCGUCUCCCAGCAUGCUCUAGAGAGGCGGCUCUGGUGCCCAUCCUCCCAGCAUGCUCUGGGGAGGCGGCUCAGGCACUCGCCUUCCCAGCAUGCCCUUUACCACAAAGGGCUAUUUUUCUUUUUCUUUCCCCCCCACUCCUAGACCUUAGAUGAAAUCCGUGUCCAUGGUUC